Messenger RNA from Trachemys scripta elegans, 2493 nucleotides. RefSeq lists its product as uncharacterized. The record is from RefSeq and is a predicted model, not a curated record. Gene Ontology annotation, biological process: DNA integration. Gene Ontology annotation, molecular function: RNA-DNA hybrid ribonuclease activity; nucleic acid binding. NCBI's taxonomy places the organism in Eukaryota, Metazoa, Chordata, Testudines, Emydidae.
AUGCGGUCAGCUUGGAACACUCCUAUCUUGCCUGUACAAAAGCCCAAUGGCACAUACCGGCUGGUCCAGGACCUGAGGGCAGUUAAUGAGCGGGUUAAAACUCUGCACCCCCUUGUUCCAAAUCCGUAUACAUUGUUGGCCUCUAUAGGGGGGCAGUACACCCAUUUUUCAGUCCUGGAUUUAAAGGAUGCUUUCUUCACGAUUCCGGUUGACCUCCAGUCUCAGGAGAUUUUCUCUUUCGAGUGGGAGGACAAAAGGAGGGUUAGAAAGCAGCUUUGCUGGACAGUGCUGGCUCAGGGAUUUAAAAAUUUCCCCACCCUUUUCAGCCAGGCCCUGGCCAGAGACUUGGAGGAGUGGGACAAGGUGGAUGACUUGUUAAUUGCUGCAGUGGGUCUAACCUCUUGCCUUAAAGCCACUGUGAGCCUCCUGAACUUUGUUGGACUUCGAGGAUAUCGAGUAGCACAGAGUAAGGCUCAGAUUGCCCUUCCAGAAUUUCACUACUUAGGAUUUUAUAUAAAGCAGGGGGAACAUCAGCUUUCAAACGAAAGAAAGGAAGUUAUCUGUCAAAUUCCUAUCCCAAGCAAUCGUAAACGGCUCAGGGCAUUUCUGGAUAUGGCAGGCUUCUGUAGGAUAUGGAUCGAGUUUCGACUAUGGGCUAAACCCUUGUAUGAAUGUGUUAAGGGAGCGGAUCAUGACCCCUUUUACUUGUCUUCAGAAGCCGACAAGGCAUUUAAGGUUUUAAAAAGGAAACUGAUGGAAGCUCCAGCCCUGGGUCGGCCAGACCUCUCUAAGCCAUUCCAACUGUAUGUCCAUGAAAGGAAAGGAGUGGCCCUGGGAGUGCUUACUCAGUUAUUAGGCACCUGGAAAUGUCCCGUGGCAAAUUUCUCUAAACAACUGGAUCAAGUUGCUAAGGGAUGGCCGGCAUGUUUGCGAGCGGUCGCAGCAACUGCCCUAAUGCUUGGGGAAGCUGAGAAACUGACAUUGGGAGGAACUGUGCAAGUAUAUACUCCCCACAUGGUUCAAGCCCUGCUGGAUACUAAAGGUGGUCUCUGGCUUACACAGGCUCGAGUUGCUCGGUAUCAGGCAAAGCUUGUAGAAAAUCCUGAAGUUACCUUACAGACCUGUCCCUCCCUUAACCCAGCUACCUUGUUACCGGAGACGGAGGAGCAGGAACAUGACUGUUUGGAAGUCAUAGAUGCCCAAUAUUCUAGCCGCCCAGACUUGAAAGAUCAACCUCUCCUGAAUGCUGAUUAUGAGUGGUAUACGGACGGCAGUAGUACAGUUGUAAAUGGGCAAAGGAGGGCUGGCUAUGCUAUUGUAUCUCUCCAUGAAACUGUGGAAGCAGAGGGUUUACCUGCUGGGCCAUCAGCCCAGCUGGUUGAAUUGGUAGCCUUAACUCGUGCACUUGAACUGUCAAAAGGGAAAAGAGUUAACAUUUUUACUGAUUCCAGAUAUGCUUUUGGAGUACUAUAUGCCCAUGCUGGUCUAUGGAAGCAACGAGGAAUGUUGACAGCUCAAAGCUCUCCUGUCAAGCAUGGACCCCAGAUUCUCCGGCUUUUAGAAGUGGUACAGCUCCCCUCAGUGGUAGCAGUACACUGCAAGGCUCAUCAAAAGGGAGAUCAAGAUGUGGCCAGAGGUAAUGCUAGGGUGGAUAGGGAAGCUAAGCGAGCUGCUACCCUGGAACCACUGGAAGCUGAAGUUGACCAUAUGCAUGCCCUUAUCCCAUCAGUGGGGGAGCUCCCGACUCCUCAGUACUCUGGCGAAGAAAGGGAUCUGGCCGACAGACUCGGUCUCCAGGAAAAAGAGGGGUGGUUCCACUCCCUGGAAGGAAAGAUCCUACUACCAAAGGGCCUAAUUCGGUCAGUGCUGCAGAAACUACAUCAAACCACUCAUGCAGGGAGAGAGGCUCUCUCUCAGCUAAUGGGUAAAUAUUUUUUAACCUCUGGACUUAGGCCUCUGGCCUCCCAGGUGCAGGCUGAAUGUUUAGUCUGCCAAAAGAACAACCCUCGACCGGGAGUGUCAGUACUGCCAGCCACUCUGGAGCCUACCCCAGGCCCGGGACUGGUUUGGCAAAUAGAUUUUACUGAGUUUCCCCAGACCCAAGGAUUCAGAUACCUCCUCGUCUUGGUAGAUCGAUUCAGCGGAUGGCCUGAGGCCUUCCCAUGCCGUAAUAACACUGCCAAAACAGUGGCUCUUAAAUUUGUCAAAGAGAUCAUUCCUCACUUCGGACUCCCCCAGUGGAUGGAAUCUGACAAUGGAACACACUUCACAUCCCAAGUUGUUCAAAAGAUAUCGGAUGCCCUACAGAUCCCCUGGAAGCUUCACACGCCAUGGCGACCGCAGGCCAGUGGGGUAGUGGAGCGUACAAAUCAGACACUUAAGCGGCACCUCUCAAAGGUAUACCAAAGAUUUGCAACCUCUCCCGCUGGAUGCCCCGAUCCACUCCUUGCAGCCAGGCGAUUCCUCACAGCGCACUCCCCGCGAGACCUGUGA